Molecule: messenger RNA, 6685 nt
Organism: Brassica rapa (field mustard)
Lineage: Eukaryota; Viridiplantae; Streptophyta; Magnoliopsida; Brassicales; Brassicaceae
Product: adenylate isopentenyltransferase 8, chloroplastic
Biological process (GO): tRNA modification; cytokinin biosynthetic process
Cellular component (GO): mitochondrion
Molecular function (GO): AMP dimethylallyltransferase activity; tRNA dimethylallyltransferase activity
Source: RefSeq, a predicted model, not a curated record
UUUACUUAGAUUUAGAGUGGAUGUAGUGGACCUAGUGGUUAUACAUACAUAUCAUGCAAGUUUAAGUAUCAACCAAUGACUUCCUCUCAGCUGAAAGCAUAUCUUCUUCUUAAAAAAAAACUAUUCGGUGUGUCUAGAAAUGGUAAGGUGAUAGUCAGAUUAGAGUUGCAAAGAUUUUUGUUGCUAAGUGUAAAAGAAUCACCCUUAAGAUUUUGUUGUUUAUUAAAAUAACUAUACUACUAAAGAUUUUAUAUACUUUAAACAUAUAUAUAUUAAAAAAUGAAUUAGUAGUUUAUAACAAAUGAAAAUGAAUAGCUAACCAACUAUUAUGAUAUAGUUAUUUUAAAAUAUUCUUUUAUGUAAGUAAUCUUAUGAUAUACUACUUUCUUUUUGAUAUAUACUACUCGUGCGUAUAAAAAAGUUCAUAUGCUAUAUUAUUUUAAUGUACUCCUGACCCGACUACUCGCAGUGUGUGCAAACUCGUAACACACAAAUAUCAAACGAAACAUUCGGACAUGAUUGUGUUGUUUUACGAGUGUGCAUGCAUGUCUAAAUAGUUUUUUUUUUUGUCACCGCAUGUCUAUAUAGUUUAGUUUACAAAUAAAAGUAUUCUUUUAUUUCACGUCUAUAUCACAGCCCAGUAGUAUGUUCUAUACCUAUAUUAUCGUAUAUGUUUAUUCCUAUUGAUAUUUUCAGUCACCAAAAAAUUAUUUGAGAAGUUGAAUAUAAUUUUCGAGACAUUAUUUGAUGAAUUGCCAUAUGUUAUCACCAAACUAUUUUUAAAAAGAAAAUGAUGACAUGACAUAUUAACAAUGAUGACAUGAUUUGAAGCUAAUUAUGAUAUGUACAUUUACAUUUAUAUUGAUUUAUAUUUUUGGUAAUUUUUAAAAAAUAUGAUAAUAAAUCAUAUAUCAUCAUUAAUAUAAUAAUCAAUCUUGAUAUUAUUUGAGAAGUGAUUUACCAUGUGUUAUCUCCAUACUGAUUUUGAAAGAAAAUUAUGACAUUGCAUAUUAACAAUAAUGACAUGGUUUAAAGCUAAUUGUGAGAUGAAAUUUUGGUAAAUUUUUUAAAAUAUGAUAAUAACUCAUAGAUCAUCAUUAAUAUAAUAAUAAAUAAUAUAAUAGUAGACACAUGAAUAUAAUAAUAUUUAAUUUUGGAAAUAAUGUUUAAUUCUAUAAUUUUUAUUACUAAAAUAAUUCUUCAAAAUUUUAUGCAGUGUUAUAAAAAUUAGAAUUUUCUAAUCUCGAUACCAUUAUUUUCUUUUUAAUAUCUACAAAUUUUAAAAAUAUUAUUCGUUUUACGUUUUGUUAGUUAUAUACCUAAAAAUGUUUUUUCUUAUUUUUAUAGAAUUUGAUUUAAUAUUUUUAACCAAAAAAAUAGAUAAAUUUUUUUCCAAUAUUGUAAUUUAAAUAUACACAUAUAAUUAAAUUAAAAUUUAAAAUUAAAUAUUGUAAGCAAAUAAUAAAAUCUAAAAAUUAACAAAAAGAUGUUUUUAAAUAUAAUUUAAAUUUUAAAACUUUUAUUUCUAUAUAUACAUAUGGUGCAUGAAAACGCCUACAAUCUCCCAUAUUUAAACAGUAAAAUAUACUAGAUCUUUGCCCUCUUUUGAUAAGAUGAUGUAUCAGUAAUUAGCUCCACCUCAUUAGUUCGAUUAAGGCAAAUGAUAACCAAAAAACAGUAAAUAAAAUGUUAAAAGCAAUAAUGGUAACAAAAUCAUUUUGAUGCAUGAAUGAUUACAAAAACAAAGUUGAUCCAAAGCCACGUUUACCAGUUCAAAGCAGACACAUCUACCAGUAUUAUAUCUAACCAUAAACUUACAACUUCUGAAUUAUCCUUUUUGUUUUGUUCAGUUUAUAAAACUCAAAGCCUUCCACAAUUAAUGGAGUCAUAAGCUGAUCUAGAUAGAGUUUAGUAGAUUACAGAAAACAUGCAUGAACUUACUUCUACGUUCGUCUCUCGUUCCCUCGUCCCGACCACUUACACACAACCACCUCAACUCCGACCAAAGUCAAUAGUUCCCAUGACCGUUUGCAUGGACCAAUCACGCAAGGAGAAAGUGAUUGUCAUAAUGGGAGCCACGGGAACAGGCAAGUCACGUCUCUCAGUGGGCCUAGCAGCUCGUUUCUCCGGAGAGAUCAUCAACUCUGACAAAAUGCAAUUCUACAACGGACUGGAGAUCGCCACUAAUCAAAUCACUAUCCCUGAGCGGUGCGGAGUCGCUCACCAUCUACUCGGCGAGCUUCCUGUAGAUGACAGUGAACUAAUUGCCUCCGAGUUCCGCUCUGUGGCGUCACGGUCUAUCUCUGAGAUAUCCUCUCGUGGGAAGCUCCCGAUAAUAGCAGGAGGAUCUAACUCUUUCGUACAUGCCCUCCUUGUAGGUCGUUUUGACCCCGUAACCAAUCCAUUCUCUUCUAAGCCGUCCAUUUCUUCUGAGCUGAGGUACGAUUGCUUCUUCCUCUGGGUGGAUGUCUCGGCCUCAGUUCUGUACCACUACCUCUCAAAACGUGUCGACAAAAUGAUGGAGUCGGGAAUGUUCGAGGAGCUCGCAAGUUUCUACAACCCUAGAAACUCCCGGUCCACAAUUCGAACCGGGAUUCACCGGGCUAUAGGAGUACCGGAGUUCGACCGGUACUUCGGAGUCUACCCGCCGGAGAAAAGCCACAAUGUGUUCGAGUGGGACCAAGCGAGAAAGGCGGCGUACGAGGAACUAGCAGUGCAUGAGAUCAAAGACAACACGUGGCGGCUUGCGAAAAAGCAGAUAGAGAGGAUCAUGAUGCUGAGAAGCAGCGGUUGGGAGAUUCACAGGUUGAACGCUACGGCGUCGUUAAGGGCAUCGUCAAGAGAGGUUUGGGAGAAGAACGUUUUGAGGGAAAGCGUCAAAAAUGUGAAACGCUUCUUGCUUACAGACUAGAGGAUUUAUAUACAUAUAUAAUAAGGAAAACAAUAUGUAUAGUCUGUUUCAAAAAAAAAUGUAUAGUUCAGCUACAUUUUAAGUGUCUUUAUAAGUUGGCUUGGGGACUUGGCUAUAUGUAUCAAUAAAACUAUAUCAUUGCAGUUUUACAUACUAUACUGACGUAAUUCACGAGACUACUGUAUAUGGGUGUUACACUAUAUCCUUCUUUAACGCUCAUAGACAUUCUCUUACUGUGUUAAGUUUAUAUGUAAAACCGCAAGAUGGCUUCUUCCAGUCGGACUCUCCGACUUCCUAUGAAAUUAUCGUCGAGGUAACUUUGUUUUGACCGGGAAGGUUCUGAGAAAAAUCAUCCUUAGGCUUUAGGUAAGGCGGCAGCGAUGGCUCGGGAUGGUCGUCUCUCCAGGAUUUUUUUUAAUGGUUUCUUUAUUCUGAUACCUGAUCAAAUCUAGUUUAUUUUUUUGUUUUAGUUCUAAUUUCUUGUAUCCAAUCAAUUUUUGUAAACCAUUUAACUAUGUCCCGUUUGGAUUAACUAAAAAAAAAUGUAACUACUGAAUUUAUAACUUCUUUUUGUCAAACUUAUAAAUUAACUAGAUAUUAGUACAUAAAUCCCUUAAUUGUUAUGUAACGUUACCCGGUCUACAUCUUGUUUUUUUUCUUCUCUAGUGCAUAAGUUGGUAUGAUAGUCCAAGUAGUUAUAGUUUGGUAGUUGAUACUAAUUAUUCUAAGAGGAAGAUUAAUUUUGAUAGUUAUAUCAUGUCGUGGUCGUUGUAAAGUACAAACGGAAACUCAGUCACCUUAAAAUAAUAAUCUGAAGCAAAAGAUUAAAGAAACAUUUCUUCAUUAUUCAGAACAAAAACAUUUAUUUUCCCGUUUUGUUCCCAGAGUUAAUCAUAACUACCAAUUUUUUUUAAAAAAAUUCGACCUUGUUUCGAACUUGGCUAUAACUAACAAUAUCAUUAUAUAUAUGAUACUGCAAGUGGCGACAACAAUCAGGUGGUUCCUUUAAUUAUUGAUUCAGAUGAACCUGACUUGUGAAUUUAUGAUCACAAUUCACAACCAAAAAGAUGAGUUGCUGAGUAUACUCGGUGGUUCUUUCUGAAAAAAAAAACAAUAAUAAUUAAAAAGUACUAAUACAGAAAAACUAUUUACAAGAAAAGCCAAGAGCAUAUGAGUAGGUCAGAAACCGAAACCAUUAGAAUUUAUCUAGUAAAAAUAUAUUAAUCUUAAAAUUUUAAAUUAUAUUAAAUUUCAUAUUUUUCAUAAUGUAAGAUGGUUUAUAGAAAAUUUGAUAGUAUUUCAAAAUAUCUUAAUAUUUUUAAGAUAACUUUAAAUUUAUUAAAAAUGAUUAAUCAAUAGUAUUUUAUUAAUUAUUUAUUAUUGGUUAACAUAAUUUAAAUUUAUAUUAUUAAUAAGAUAAUCUUUUUAAAAGUAAAGUUUUAUGUAUUUAACCAAAACAUCUUACUAAACGGUUGGAGUAAUUUUUAAAAGACCCAGUAAAAUAUUAAUUAAAAUAUUUUUAUAAACUCUGAAACAAUAAUUUGUUUUUUUGUUUGUUUGGUGAGAACCUCUCCUAGCUGCUGAAGUAGGAAGCAUAAAAAGAUGAAUGUAAACAUUUAUAGAUCGUUUAAACAAUGAAUGAAAAUUGGUGCACAAGAAACAUUUAUGGAUCUGAGACACUUACACAGAUCCCGACGCCAACUGAAAACGGGCUCACCAACUAACGGUCCACUCUCAAGAAUAAAUUCCUUUAAAAGGUGUUUUUUUUACAUUGUUUGACCUUUUUAAAGGAGUAUUAUAUUUGAUCCAAAAAAAAAUUGAUAAAAAAAAGGAGUAUUAUAAAACUCUAACUCAUCGAUUGACUUUUGUUUUUAUGGUUACCAGAAACCGAAUACGCAAGUAUGAAGAUUCAGGGUAUGAAUGGUGACCAGGGAACGGUGGGGAAUAAUGCAUUCCCUAACGUUCCUAAAAAAAAUCACCAUUCACAAGGAAUAAUAAUUCCUUCUCAUUCCCUUUCAUUCCCUUUUUUGUAGAGAAUUUAAGAACAAAAUGAUUCCUUGUUAAAUUUGAUAAGGAACAGCCAUUCCUUUUCGUUCUUGAUAUUUUGUUCCCGUACAUUCCUUUUUUAUUCGUUCCUCUUGAUUCCCGAAUGGUCACCAGUCAGACCCUCAGAGUAGCAAUGUAAUUUUGUUAUGGGCAUGUACGUGUAGAUAUAUAAUAGAGACUAUAAGAGUCGGUUUUUGUUAGGAUAUAAAAUGAUCCAUUUUGGAAAACUUAAAAAAUAAAGAAAAAAUCAAUGUACUAACCUCUUUUUAUUGGUUUGAUUUACAUUAUAAACGGGUUUAAUAUAUUUUUUAACCAAUCGGAUUUAAUCUGUUUAUUUUUAUUUUUAUCUUGUUGGGAACCAAUUCUGGUUUGCUCUUUCAACAUGCUGUUAACUCCUCGAUAAUUUAUUCAAAACGGUCCCAAUUCAUUGGAAUAAUAAAGAAUUAGUAGUGGUACUAUGUAUCAAUACAUAUGUGAUUAAAUGUGCAAACCAUUAUUGUCGUUUGUAUCUUUGCUCUUCAAUACGAAACUUAAGUUAUUUACAAUUGCUUUUAAUUACGGGACACUUUACAGUUGAGUUUUAGUUGAUCUGGCUCUGGCUCAAGCCUCAACCUCUAUAUGAAGCUAUCUUACAGUGGUUUGAACAAUGUACAUGAUUUCGUAGAACAUGUCAUGAAAUGAUGUAUAUGACAAAAAUAUGUUGUUGAUGUGUAUUUUGACUAAAAGAAAGAAACCUACAGAUGGACAAUCUAAAAAAUUUAAUAUUGAAAAUAUCAAAUAAAACAUAAGAGUCUAUUAGUCUAAAUUUGAUGUUUAUUAGUACGGAGUAGUUACUACCACACAAUUCGUUAUCAUUUAGUUAGGUGAAUUAUAGGUGUUUGGCACAUAAUUAAUUAACCCUCUCAAUUUUUGUAUUUAUUGUUUUCAUGCAUAUUCAAUCAUUUUGAUGCUGUUUAUUUCUUAGGGUAUGAAGAUAUUGUAAUGACACUUUGUACUCUCUCAGUUAGUAAAUACUCUGUUGUUCCUUAAAAAUCCAAUUUUUUUUAGAAAAAAAAAUUGUUUCAAAAAGAUACAUUUCUUACAUUUUCAAUACAAUAAUUAAUAAAAAAUUGUAUUUUUCAAAAAAUACAAUUGUGUUUAACAAAAUCUCAUUGGUUAAAAAUUAUUGAGAAUAAUUAAUUAAGAAAAACAAUGUAUUGGAAAAUACAAUUUUAAAUUUUUUUUAAUAAGUGUGAAAAAACUAUAACAUGGAUCUGUUAGAAACAGAGGGAGUAUAAGAUAUUUUAAGUAAAACACACUUAUUAAAUAAUUUUUUUUAAUUUCAAAAGUGUCAUUAAAAUUACGAACUAAAACAUUGUCAACUAAUUACAAAAUAGAACUAUUAAAUUUGAUUGAUUACACAGUUUUUGAUAAAUUUAAAGUUACCUAAAAAUAUUAUUGGAAGUUGGAACGUAUUUUUUAGACAUCUUAUAUUUCGGAAUGGAGGGAAUAUUUGUUAAUUUAUAAUUUAUUAUUUGCUAUAUAUAGAGUUGGAUUUGCUCCAAUGGUUCACUAUAUUAUAGAGUAACUCUAUUAUAGAGUGAACCAUUAGAGCAAAUUUAACUAUAUAAUAGAGUUACUCUAUUUUAGUGUAAAUUAUAGAGGAAAAAUAGAAUGUCCUUGGAGAUGCUCUUAGGCUAAAGAGAGAAACCACUCAUCCUACCAAAAAAAAAAAAAAAAGAGAAACCA